Molecule: messenger RNA, 966 nt
Organism: Ogataea parapolymorpha DL-1
Lineage: Eukaryota; Fungi; Ascomycota; Pichiomycetes; Pichiales; Pichiaceae
Exons: 2
Coding region: 1-966 (321 amino acids)
Source: RefSeq, a predicted model, not a curated record
AUGGUUUUUGGUAGACGCAAGAACAGAUCCGUGGAUCUGUCGUUGCAGGACAGCAAUUACCAGCCUUUCCCAAAUCCCAACUCCCUAAAGCCACAACCGUCGACUGGAGGACAAAAUACGCCAACUAAAACACCGCCUACCCUGCCGCCUCAACCGCGGCCGCGGCCUAUUCCUCCUCCUCCAGCAGCUCAGAAACCUACAAUUAUCAACAACUACUACUACGUAUCGUCGCCACCGCAACCAGGAAACGUUGCUCCUCCACAGCCCCAGCAAAUCCCGCAUCCCUAUUUGAGUCCUCGGUCUUCACUCUCGAGGGCGUCCCUGGAAAACAGACCUUCGUCGCACUCCUCCCGCACGCAACGGCCACCCCUGCUGGCAAAGGCCCCCAGCACGUCGUCUGAGGAGUCUGAAAUCUAUUCUUCGCCUUCAUUGGCACGUCUCGAAUUACAUCCUCGGCUGCCCCAGAUUGACCUCGACGACCCGGUCCCAGACCCACAAGUACCUAAUCUGCUGAGCCUGCUCUCGCGCAUGGGUCCAGACUCGAUUUCUGUUCAUAACCAGCAACUCUACGAUGCAUUCUCACGGUUUGGCAAGGACUCCAUAGAUUAUGAGGAUUUGCGACAGCUGCUUAUCAAUCCGGAAGGAACGUAUUUCAAAUCUGACAGUGCCAGACGCCUUUGUAACACGUUCGUGUCCACCACCUCUGAGUUGGAGUUUCGAGAUUUCAUCAGAUUGUGCAAAUUCCUCAAAGGAUGCUACGAUUCAUUCAAAUAUCACGACUCAGAUAAAUCAUGCUAUUUAGAGCCGGCAGAGUUCUCCAAGUCGCUCAGAUACAACCAGAUUACGUGUCCGGACAGUCUGCUGCAGCAGAUAUACAGGAACUCGCCCAACCUGAACCUCGAAGCCUACGUUCUCGCAGUGAUCCUGAUCCGCAAGCACGAGCGUGAACACCCUUACACCAGAUAG